GUGAGUGAAGCAAUUGGAUCACAUAAACCAUCAGUACAUCGAACAAUUAACAACCGCCUUUGUUGAAAUCUAAAAGGAUUUGGGAAAAUGAAUAUCGUAUUCCGCUGUAUAUCAAUUGCAGUACUUGGUGUAUUACUUCAAAUAACAACCGUGUAUUCCGCUUGCCAGGAGUGUAUGUCAACAAACGAUGCAUACUGUGUGGACGAAGAGUCGUACUACUUAUGCCUGAAUGGGAAUACGCCUUCUACAUCGAAGCUAUACAAAUGCGAAACGGGGCAUGUGUGCACAGCAGAUGAAAAAAUUUGCUUACCUAGGAAGGGGGCGGCAAAUGUUGAGAAUGAGCCAGUAUGUGGGGGAGGCUGUAACAUAUGCCCCACUACAGGUCGUUACACUUGUGUAAGCCGAACGGAAUUUGGACGGUGCGUUAAUAACGAAAUUACCAUGACCAGUUCUUGCGAAGAGGGCUUUAUAUGCAGUGUAGAGCUGUUGUCCAAAACAAAUGCUAUAUGUGCUCCAAAGUGCGUCGCUGAUUUUUAUGGAGCCGCAGCCACAUGUCAUAACGAUGAAGUGAUAACUACCACCACAACACAGAUUCCAGUAGAUCCAACAACAUACCAGAGUCAAUGUCUAUUGGCGCUUUCCCAACAAACCUCAAAUAUUUACUACAUAAGAAAUAACGCCGAUCCUGAAUGCCGAUCAUAUUUAUAUUGCGAGAAAUUCAAUAAUGGCGAGGUAGAAGCGCUCCUAAUGAGAUGCAAAACUGGGUACUUCAAUUCUGUCUUGCUUAAAUGCCAAGCCGAUUUUCCAGCUGAAUGUGCAGCUCCUAUUGACCCUCAAACUCUAAAUGAUAUGGAGGGAUAAACCUCCAACUUUAGCCCAAUUUCGAAGUAGCAGUCUGCAAAAAUACACAAAUGCGUUACAAACAGCAAAAAAUAUUGGCCGAAACGUUAACAUCAACGUAACAACAAAAAAGGACUCUAUUUUCAUAUAAUUUUUCAUGUAUUAAAAAAAACGAAUUAAUUUAAAGAGAGAUAUC
Molecule: messenger RNA, 1036 nt
Organism: Stomoxys calcitrans (stable fly)
Lineage: Eukaryota; Metazoa; Arthropoda; Insecta; Diptera; Muscidae
Exons: 4
Coding region: 88-861 (257 amino acids)
Source: RefSeq, a predicted model, not a curated record